CCACAUGCGCACGGCUUGUUAAAGUGGAUGAAUAUAUUCACAGUAUUAUGAACCUCUUCUCCCCCUCUCCCCCCCCAUACACCACCACCAUCACCUCUCUCAUCUCUUCUGCCGUUCGGCUCCAUCACCGGCCCCUCCCCUUUACCACGCCUGUCUCAAUCGCCUCUCAGUAUGGUAUGACACAAGCAGAUCGAUGAAUACCCAUGGAGCAACGCGUGAGUAACGGGUGGGCCAGGCGUUAUUCCGCAGCAGCCAACCAAUGGCAGGGGACGCAAUUAGUGGCCAGUCGGCUUGCCCUGCUUGUUUUCUUUAUCUCUCCACUCCUCUCCCUGCAGGUGACACUCCAGAGCUCCUCUGCCCUCCUGAGGAUUCAGUGAGACAGGCGGAUCUGUGCGCCUGACCAUGGCCUUCCCAUCAGCCCCCUCUGCAUUAUGGAGUGUCAGCUUAUUGACAGCUCUAUUCGCUGCUGUGGUUCACAGCAACAUUGUCUAUGACGAUGACCCCUUGCAGCCAGUGACCUCAGAUGAGACGGUGUCCGUGGGGGGCACGGUGACACUGACCUGCCGGGUGGCUGCGAGUGACAACUCCUCACUGCAAUGGUCCAACACUGCGCAACAGACCCUGUACUUUGGAGAAAAGAGAGCGCUGAGAGAUAACCGCAUCCAGCUGCACCGCUCAACAAACACCGAGCUUUCCAUCACCAUCGCUGAAGUGCAGCUGUCCGACGAGGGCGAGUACACCUGCUCCAUCUUCACCAUGCCAGUCCGCACCGCCCGGGCCACCGUCACCGUGCUAGGUGUGCCCGGUAAACCUCAGAUCUUGGGCUUUGAGAGUGCAGUGCCGGAGGGGGGCAAAGUCACCCUGACCUGCACCAGUACUGGCAGCAAACCCCCCGCCAGGCUGCGCUGGUACCGAGGAAACCAGGAGCUGGAAGGACGUCCAAACGUGGUGGAGUCCGUUCCAGACGAUCCCACAUACAACGUGAGCAGCGAGCUCACUCUGGAGGUGAGCCGCAGCGACGACAAAGCCCUCAUCACCUGCGCUGUCGACCAUCCCUCUCUCGCCCCGGGGGACAAGAGGAGCGAGCAGGCUCUGCGGGUGUUGUAUUCCCCAGAUGUGGAGAUCAUGCCCGAGAGCGAUCUGCCUAGAGAGGGGGAGAAGUUUCAUCUUAAGUGUUUGGGCAACGGCAACCCUGAGCCCACCUCCUACAUUUGGGAGAAGAAAGAUGGAGAGCUCCCCCCACUGGCCAAAGUCGACGGUGCUUUCUUGCGCUUUGAGGUGCUCAACAAAUCAGAUAAUGGCGUCUACCUCUGCCACGCUGACAAUGGCAUUGGAAGUAGCCAGGCAGAGUACACACUCCUAGUGCAAGACCCCACAGCCAUGUCGACCUCUUCGGGGGUGGACCACGCCGUGAUCGGAGGGGUGGUGGCUGUUAUCGUCUUUAUCCUGCUCUGCCUCCUCAUCGUCCUCGGCAGAUACCUCAUCAGACACAAAGGAACGUAUCUGACCCACGAGGCCAAGGGCUCGGACGACGCCCCCGACGCCGACACAGCCAUCAUCAACGCAGAGGGAGGUCACUCCGGAGCAGAAGACAAGAAGGAGUACUUCAUCUAGAUAGAGGACGCAGUGGAGGAGGAGGAAAAGAUGGAGGACGUGGAUUAGAGGAGAGGGGAGGAGUGAAGAGAAAAAAACCUCCAUUUGUUUUCACGACGCUUCAGUUCUUCACUCAGUUGGAGGGAUAAUGGGAGGGGAAGGGAGGGAAAGAACUGUGGGCAGGAUCAACUGGUACUACCCUCUUUGCAUUGAUACAGGGAAGUGAGAUUUUGCACUGACAUUCGGAUGAACUGAAGUUACACACUCAAACACACACACACACACGAACAAACGUACAUGAGUUAGUUUUAUGGGAAAACUCUUCUCACCCAGACUUGAAUGCUCGUAGAUGCUCAGAUUAACAAACACGAGCCUCCUACUAACACGUCUCAAUUAUUUCUGAAUGACCCAUUAACACAUUUUGACACGAGCAUCGUAUUGCUAUUCCUGACUGUCAUCGCCUCGAAAAACAAAAUUGUAACUCACAUUCCGGGUAUCCCGAGCUGAUACUUCACUUCUCACACCACGCCAACCCGUCUCUUCAACAUUUAAACCAAACCAGCUCUUGUCUUUUCACGUUUGUGUCCUCAUUCUCUCCAUCUAACAAGGCAGUAUCCCUCUGUAAACAUCCGAGUGGCAGAGAAAUCCAUCCAGAAAAAAUUAUGACUGACAAACAUAAUCUCCCUCUCUCACAGUUUAAUCUUUUUAUGCCAUCAAACCUCUUCCUGCGUCCUCACAAACCCUGGUAUACGAGCCGAUGAAUUUCCCAUAAUGCAGCACCACACAACAUGCAACACUCAUGCAAAAAUAGCAUUCCCACCUUGCGCUACCAAGCUGAGGGGCUCCAGUAUACAUAUAUAAAUAUAUAUAUAUAAAUAUAUAUAAA
This is a messenger RNA of Morone saxatilis (striped sea-bass), 2479 nucleotides long. It is a transcript of the gene cadm3, whose product is annotated as cell adhesion molecule 3. Lineage: Eukaryota; Metazoa; Chordata; Actinopteri; Moronidae. The record is from RefSeq and is a predicted model, not a curated record. Gene Ontology annotation, biological process: homophilic cell-cell adhesion. Gene Ontology annotation, cellular component: presynaptic membrane. The transcript has 9 exons. The coding region runs from base 403 to 1614 and encodes 403 amino acids.